Spirodela intermedia is the source of this 5399-nucleotide messenger RNA. Lineage: Eukaryota; Viridiplantae; Streptophyta; Magnoliopsida; Alismatales; Araceae. The record is from the annotation of a GenBank genome assembly.
AUGUCUGGCGCGUACGGUGCCGUCGGAGACGACGUCGGUCCUCCGCCGCGGGGAGGUGGUGGUGGCGGGUACGAUAGAGGUGGCGGCAGAUACGGGAACCCGCAGGGCGGCAGAAGUCGCGGUUCGCUCCUCUGUUCCCUUUUCUUUUUUUUUUCAUUUGUUUUCUGGUUAAGCGCUCGAUGGGACGAUCUGGGGAUGGUCGCUGAGAUUCUUGUUUGCAGGGGGUGGCCGUGGGUAUGGUGGCGGUGGAUAUCAAGGCGGCGACAGAGGGAGUGGGGGUGGGUAUCAAGGCGGCGACAGAGGGAGCGGGGGUGGGUAUCAAGGCGGCGAUCGAGGUAGCGGCGCCGGAUAUCAAGGUGGCGAUCGAGGAUACCGCGGUGGUGGCGGCGGCGGGGGUCGCGGCGGCGGUCGCGCUGGGCGAGAAGGAGACUGGGUUUGCCCAGAUGCAAAGUAUGCCUUUUUCCCGUUUCGGGUUGUUCGUUUUCUUGACUCUGCUAGUGUAGCGAAAUAUUCAAAUUGUCAAAUGCAUCUUCUACGUGAACAGUUGUGGUAACGUGAAUUUUGCUAGAAGAACUGAGUGUAAUAAGUGUGGUGCUCCGAACCCUGGCAGUGGUGGAGGUGGCGGCGGUGGCUUUAACCGUGGAGGAGGAGGUGGUGGAGGUGGAGGGGGAGGGGGAGGUGGUGGCUAUACUAGCAGACCUGUUGGGGGAAGUGAUGGUUAUUCUAGUAGGGGCCGUGGUGAUUACGACGGUAGUGGGGGAUAUAGUAGGGGAGGUGGUAGUGGUGGUGGUUACGGAGGGAGUCAGGAAGACAGUGGAGAAAGAGGAAGCUCUUAUGGAAAUAGCCAAGGAAGAGACGAUAGCAGUUAUGGUCAAGUUCCUCCACCUGGUCCGGUUUCAUAUGGAGGCCCAGCUGGGAGCUACCCCCCUGCUCCGAAUGCCUAUGGUGGGAGCGCUAGCUAUGGUUCGGAGCCCGUACCGUCACAGCCUAGCUACGGUGGUCCCAGUCCAUAUCCUCCGACAUAUGGUGCACCGCCUCCAAACGUUUAUGCUGGUGACGGUUCUGGAAGUCGAGGAGGCGCUCCAGCUUCUGGAUACAAUGGUGGAUUUGCUUCUAGGCCAGCUCCCAGACCAGAUGCUGGUGGGGGCGGCCCACCGUAUGGCGGUGGUAGGGGUGGUGGCAGUGGUGGAUAUGGUUCUGCUCCCGUUGAGUCCUCAACAAAGAUCAAGCAGUGUGAUGAGAACUGCGAUGAAACUUGCGACAAUUCACGAAUUUAUAUUUCAAAUUUGCCACCAGAUGUCACCACUGAGGAGCUAAGGGAUCUUUUUGGAGGCAUUGGACAGGUAAAAUUUCUUAUCUUCCUUACUGUCUGUUUGUUUGAUGAGGUUUCUAUUUCUUACCAUGCUUUCUAUCUACCAGCCUUAGAGUCAUCAUUGUCUUUCUCAUCUGAUCUAAUGAUUCUCGAAGACAUGAGCCACUACACUAUUGGGUGCUAUCGUAUACCAUAUUUAUGUUCGACAUUUUACACCAUUAACUGCUGCUUCAACUUCUUUCAUGCUUGUCUUCAAGUCCCAUUCUGUCUUCCUAAUUUCUUUCUUUGCCCCAUUCGAAAUUUGUAAAUUGUAUCGUAAUAAAAUAUCUUCUUGUUUUGUUUCGCACUUUUUAAAACUAUGCCAAAUGAUUUUACGUACUGUACCUGUUUUUGAUGCUGCUACUCCAGGGAUUCCUUUCCGAGUCAGAAAAGAUAUUUCUCUUUUCUAAGCUUUUUGAUGCUUCCACUAUUUUUUUUUAUUUCUGUUACGUCCCUCUUUUUCAUAAAAUUUAAAUUACAUUUAGCUUAUUCUUCAUUCUGUCUACAAUAGGUCCUUUUAAAAGUUGUUAGUUUUCUUCCUAUGAAUAUUUCUCAAAUGUUUUGUGGCAUAUUUCUUGAAUGUGUUUCCUCAAUCGUAUGUUAUUCUAGACUUUUUCACUGCAGAAAAUUACACAACUCCUGUUGCCAAUGAACUGAAGGCAUCACAAACUCCUAUCAAGCGUAUUCUUUUCGAGUUUCAUGUCAUCUGCAUUUUUCCUUGGGUGCUUUUCCGCUGGUCUGAUUGAUUUGAUUGACCCUUUAUUUGGAGCCUUUGUUUGAACAUUAAAGGAAUACACAUUCAAGUUUCAUUUGUUUGCUCUCUGGAUGAAUACUAUUUCAUUGAUUUGCUCUAUCAUUCUCUAAUAUUUUUAUGUGUUUUCUUUACAUUAUUUCUAGGUUGGAAGGAUCAAGCAGAAACGUGGUUACAAGGAUCAGUGGCCAUGGAAUAUAAAGAUAUACACUGACGAUGAUGGUAAGAAUAAAGGAGAUGCAUGUCUGUCCUAUGAGGAUCCAUCUGCUGCACACUCUGCUGGAGGGUUUUUUAACAGUAAGUAGAUAGCAAAGCUUGUCAUGUAGGGUAGGUGGAACCACCAAGCAUUGCCUAACUUAAGAUAUAUUUCCUUUAUUAGAUUAUGACAUGAGGGGCUAUCAAAUUGGUGUCGCAAUGGCCGAAAAAUCAGCACCUAGAGCUCCUGCUUAUGGUCAUGGGUAAAAACUCUAAAGCAUCAAACACGCAUUCAAUUCUUGGUCUUAUCCUUCGCUGUGUAUUCAUGAUUUCUGAGAAAAAUGCCCUUGAUGACAUUACUGUUUCUUGAUGCGUGUGAAAAGUCUGAGUAUUCGUUCAUUAACACGAUUCAUGUGCGAGGCUAUGUAUAUUGUAAUCUUUUAGUUUGACAAAGUUAAGAUAGGCGGUAAUCAUUGAAGGGUUUGUUUCGGAUUUCAGAAAAUGUUACAAUAGAUCCAUAUUGGCAAUGUUAUGAAAACGUGGAAUUUAACUCCAUGCAGUAAAGGCUUCAUAAUUAAUGCUUUAAGUUUUGCAUCAUGGUUCUGGUUUUCCAUUUGUUUAGAUAUUUUUAUGCACGAGUGGCAUGGUUCUGUGUUUGGGCAUCGUUGACUCAUCUCUUAGAGGUUUUUCUCAUCUUCUCGUUCAUUUUUCUUGGCUCCCAUCAAUUUUGAAUUCAUUUCGAUCACAUGGCAUGUCACUGAGAUCAUGUGACAGUUCGCGUAGGAGCUAACUGCUCUUACGCAAGAUUGUGAUGUAAAUGAUACCUUUAAAGUUUAUGUGGAGUACUGACUUUUUUGGAUGUGGUGCAAUUCAUGCUUCGUUCCUUUUCGUUUCUUAUUGUUAUGGUCAUGUGCUAGUUUUGAUUUGGAUCUGGACAGAAAACAAUUAUAUUUUUGAUGGAUGCAUGAAAAGUUGUCAUCAUGAACAUUUUUAUUAGAUUGUGUAGUCUUUGAUUGCACAAAGUUCCAGAAGCUGCACGUGUAACAAAAUGUCAGUAUUAUUUCUUGCCAUAUUAAAGCCCCUAGUGUGUGGCUCCAGUUAGAUGCGUGCUCCUGCAGGGUUUUACGAGGUUCUUUGUGCUUCCUCUGUCACUAGUCGUGUUCAGAUUCCAACGACAAGUCCCUCUCAAAAGAAACAUAUAUGGUGUAGAAAAUGUUUGAUCUUGUUAAUGGUUGGUACCGUGGAGAGACACAAUGGUUUAUUUCAUAGUUAUAAAUGGGCCUGUCUCACGUUUGAUUUGUAGCGUCAGAUGGAUUCAACUGGAACUUCUGUUUCUGGACCCGGAUUUGUGUCUGAAGAGUUUUCUCCUCAUGAGAUUCGUCUGUGGCCAGGAAUUGGUUCAUUAUUAUUGUGAGCUGAUUGUUUAGAUGACAACCAAAGAGAAGAAAAAUAAAGUUUGCAGUAUAGGUUCGUGGACUUGGAUAGAGUUACUGUCCUCAUAGUCCAAGUAAAAUAGUUGUAAAUGUAUUUCUAUUAUGUACAUAAUAUGUUUAGUUAUUAUGUACGUGUAUCUUUGGAGAUGCUGGGCAAUUAUGAAAUAUAAUGUCUUUCCUGAAUUAUAAUUCCACGUCUGAUGCUAGUUUCUGCCAGCUAGUUGUAGCCAAAUAUUGAUUUAAGGUCGCUGACGCCUCUGAUGGCAAAAUGGUCAGCGGCCCCUUGCUGCUUUUGAUAUUGGUGAGAGUGAAGCCAUCCAAUUAGAGAGCAUUGAUCUUGGGGAGAUGUUAGAUGAUAUCGAUCUCGCAUUGUUAGCUCUUAUAUUAUUCUCAGGUCUAUUAUCUACUGUCAAAUGUAGAACAAAACCCUAGGUCCACUCUCCACUCGGGGAUGCCCACUUUCUCACAGUCCGUUCCUCUUAGAAUGUGUCCAAUCCGAGGCACUACCCAGCUAGUCACUCUUCUCUUUUUCCACUUCAGGGGGCGCAUGGCGCAUAUGUUAUGAGGGGGACCUCCUUCUACUCCACAGAAUCCAUGAUUUACCAAAACGCUCAGUUGAGGCGGAUUGAGGAUUAAACUUUCACAGAGGAAUCUCUUAAAAUGAAUGACUUUGCCUGUUGUACGAGAUGGGCCUGGUUCCUAGCAUUCCGCCGUCCUAGGUGCACCCAGCUCACUGCCAACCUCAUAUGUAUAGAGGAUAAUACUUUUUCCAGAAAGAGCUGGACAUGCAACAGAAGAAUCCUAGCAAAGCAUACCCAAACGGAAGCUAAGUUCCCCAUGACGACCAUUUAGCUAUAUUGUGCAUUUGGGUCACAAUUCCUAUUUUGGGUCUAUAUAUUGUGCAUUUGGGCAUGGAUAAAAUUGAUUUUUAAGUUGAUAUGCAUUGCCCUUAUUUCGGCUAUUUCCGGGAUAUGUUCUGAAGCAUACGUGUUGGGGUCCCUUUACCUGCCUGAUUGUACAUCUUUGCAUGGAUGUUGUACUCCCGGUGCUACUUCCUCAGUAGAUGUUGCUGCGGCGGCUAGAUUUAUUUUGGAUGCUCGAUUUCGAAGUCCUAAUCGUGCUCUGAGAUCAAAUCCGGAUGAUAUUUCAAAUACAAACCGUGCAUUUGAAGAUCAAUGAUUUGCUGAAACUAGAUUGGAAUCCAUCGGAGACUGCAUAAUCUUUCGUUCCAUGUCUCUGAAAUAGAUUAAUAAGAAAUGGCCUGAAAAGAUAUUAUACAACUAUUAUAAUUUAUUUUCGUCAGUUUUCCCUUGUAUUUUUUUAAAUCACGGGUGAAGGUGUGUAUUUUUUUAAUAAGCUUGCAAAAGUUGAGAGUAAAAAAAAGAAGAAAUUGAAGACUGUUCUUGAUUAUUUUCGUCAUCCCCCCCCUUUCUCACACUUUGUAUGCUGUAAAUCUAGCAUAAGAUGAUCGGAUUACUCGAACCCUUUGCCCUGUUUCUUGUAUGAAAUCUGGUUCUACUCUCGAACUGAAUCUGCCAUCGUCUUUUGGUGCAGAGGAGGCAGAGGUGGUUACGGUGGCGGCAGGGACAGACGCAGAGACCAGUACAACGACGGAGGCUCUGGGCCCGACAGGCACCACCAUGGCGGGCAACGAUCCCGGCCAUACUGA